Molecule: messenger RNA, 1290 nt
Organism: Zea mays
Lineage: Eukaryota; Viridiplantae; Streptophyta; Magnoliopsida; Poales; Poaceae
Product: probable alpha-1,6-mannosyltransferase MNN10
Exons: 5
Coding region: 84-1025 (313 amino acids)
Biological process (GO): protein N-linked glycosylation
Cellular component (GO): Golgi membrane
Molecular function (GO): glycosyltransferase activity
Source: RefSeq, a predicted model, not a curated record
GCACCUGCUGGCUGCUGUUGCCGUGCCGUGCCGCGCCUGCGUUGCGUACCAUCGCGCCGCGGCAGGCACCUCAACCCCUGGCGAUGGCCAUGCGGUCCCGGCCUCGCCGCUCCGCCGGCCACCUAUACCACCUCCGCCUCCCCCGGCUCCUCUUCCUCCUCCCGUUCGCUCUCCUCCUCAUCCUCCUCGCGCGCCUCCCCGCGCUCCUCCGCCGCGCCAACGCACACGGCCGCCAGUGCAUGCCAGCCGCCACCGACCGCCCCAUCCCCUUCCCUCACCCCGUCCCGGACCCCCGCCUCAGCCUUGCCAUAGUCACCCUCGCCGACGAGGACGCCGGCGGGCCGGGCGCGCGCCGGUCCUUCCGCGGCGUGCUGGCGGCAUCCGCGCGGAACAAACGCGCCUACGCGGCAGCGCACGGGUAUAGCCUCGUCGCGCUCCCCGCCUCUGCCGUCGACCCCAGCCGCCCGCCCAGCUGGAGCAAGGUCCUCGCGCUCCGCGCCCACCUCCGCCACCACCACUGGCUCUUCUGGAACGACGCGGAUACACUGGUUACUAACCCGGAAAUCCCGCUGGAGAGAAUUUUAUUCUCAGUGAUCGGACAUAAUAAUUUUGUUGAGUCACCUGAUCUUGUUCUGACAGAGGAUUUCGGUGGUGUGAAUGCUGGAGUUUUCUUCAUAAGGAGGUCAAAAUGGAGUGAGAAGUUUUUGGAUACAUGGUGGAACCAGACAUCAUUUAUACAGUUUGGUUCUACGAGAAGUGGAGAUAAUGCAGCACUCAAGCAUCUCAUAGAUCACUUAUCAGCUGAAGAAAUGCAAGAGCAUGUUCGGAUUGUAAAAAUGCAGUGCCUCUUCAAUUCCUACCCGUGGAUCCUCACAUUGAAAUCGGUGCACCGCCUGAUCUUCCACCUGCCCACUACGUGGAAAGGGGUUUAUUCAGACGGAGACUUUAUGAUUCAUUUUGCUGGUCUGGAUGACAAGCAAGGUUGGACGAAUAAGAUUCUUAGAGAGAGAGAGAAUCAAAGAUAAGCUGAUUUAGAUUCACAGUUAGUCUAUGGAGCAAUCAGAAGAUUAUGCAAAGGCCCUGAUUUUUUUUCCUGAUAUAUUCCUGGUAUACUUGUAGACGUAGUACAAGACGUCCUAGUCAAAAGUGUGGCAUCUGGAAGGUCUAACCAGGCAACCAGAAGUUUGUGUGAAAAGCCUUGACUCGCUUGGUAUUUCGUUUGGUGUGGUCAAAAGUUAGCUGUGCCACGUCAGGAUGUACCCAGGGCGUGUUCACAUCCUCUUGCUAUCA